Molecule: messenger RNA, 3087 nt
Organism: Leptidea sinapis
Lineage: Eukaryota; Metazoa; Arthropoda; Insecta; Lepidoptera; Pieridae
Product: zinc finger protein Xfin-like
Exons: 9
Coding region: 342-1343 (333 amino acids)
Biological process (GO): regulation of transcription by RNA polymerase II
Cellular component (GO): nucleus
Molecular function (GO): DNA-binding transcription activator activity, RNA polymerase II-specific; RNA polymerase II cis-regulatory region sequence-specific DNA binding
Source: RefSeq, a predicted model, not a curated record
CUGCGGCAAAAAAAGGAAGGCAGAAAACUUCUCUGAGAAAGGUGUUAACAGAAAUAGGGUACAAAUUCGUGAAAUGUGAAACCACAGUUUCUAAUGAAGUUUUAGAUACAGUAUUAAAAGCUGGGGAGGUGUUAAAAAUCAGAGGUCUCUGGAGGCAGACUGACGAAGCUGGUGGGGAUUCUAUUCCUGCAGAAAAAACAUCCACAUCAGCAACAACCACAACAGUAACAAAUAAAACAGCCGAAAAGCCUAAGGAGGUUACAAAGAUUGCUCUGAAAAAUGAUGAUAAAAUUAUAAAGACAUUCAGUCCUCAAACUCUGCAGGGCCAAGGGAGUAGACCCAUGUUCAUUGGACCUCCAAAAUUAGUAUUUAUAAAGAGAGCAGAUGGUACUACUAAAGCUGCUAUUCAACAAGGGGGUGUAUCAAAAGGUCAAACAAUAUUAGUAUCUCCAGCGCCAAGCACGGAGGCGCAGAGUUCAGUAACUCCUGUUCCCCCGACCACGGUCGCGGUGACAACUGAAGAUCCAGACGAGCCGCCACCUACAAGAGUAUUGAGACGGCAUGCUACUGAACGUAAAUAUGGAAAAAGACAAAAGACUGAUUCUAGUUUGGAGGAGCCUAAGGUUGAUGAUUCUUCAUCACCUGCAUCAAAGACUCCUGUGCAAGCCUUAAUACCUGAAGUGCAAGUAAAAGAAGAACCCGAAUGGGACGCAAGUAGUAUAGAAGAAGAGGAGCGAUCAAUUGCAGAAAUGUUUCAAGCCGAGAUGAGUGUUAAAUCUGAGCCAUUGGAUGAUGAUAUUGACGUGGAAGAUGAUGGCUUGUUGUAUAGCCCGCUGGCUUGUGAGCUGUGUGCGGAGGUGUUCACAGUGCCGGCCGCGUGGGUGCGACACGUGCAAAGCCACGCCAGCAAUGAACCGCACCGGAAGAGGAAGCUCAGUGACGACUCGGAUGAGACGAUGGCUCUGCUGAGGUGCGACCUGUGUCAGAAGCACUUCCCGAACCCAGCCGAGUGGGUGCGACACAUCCAGAGCACACACACAGAGUCUGAAUUGGCCAUAUCAAACAACAGUGCACCACCAAAACGUCACAAUCGUUUCACAGAGGGCGCACAGAACAAGACGUGCAUGCAAUGCAAGAAGAUAUUUCCGUCGCAUGCAUCAAUGCUAAUACACAUGAGGACUCACACAGGUGAGCGGCCAUUCCUGUGCGGCAUGUGCAACAAGGGCUUCAACGUGAAGUCCAACCUGCUGCGUCACUUGCGCACGCUGCACGACCACGUGGUGAGCCCCGCGCAGAUCGAGGACGAGGAGCCGGGGCCCUCGCACGUCAAGAAGGAAACGUGAGGCCGUGGAGGGAGGGCAGGCAGGGGCCGCGGCCGGCGUGCGUUCAUGCCCGCACUGGCCGCCGCCAAGAACGACCCCGCGCUGCGCAAACAGAGCUACUCGCUAUUUCUGAAACAGCGCGCCGUGCUCUUCUCAGCCAAGAAGUGGAAGUAAACCAGACACGUCGCUACCCAUAACAAUGCUCGCUCUAUAGCAGCUGAGAUACUAAGUUAUUGAGUUAUGUGAUUAGUUUAAACUUUACCCGUGUUCGUUGUGCAUCUGAUAUUUUAAAUUGUUUGACGAUAUCAACAAGUCAAAAAUUAAUGAAUCAUUUAAUUCGCAUGAACGAGUAGAUAUAAUAUGAAAUACUUUACAUUUUUAUGAAGAUAGGUACUAUAGUUAUUGAUUUUACAUAUUUUUACAUCUAAUUUCUUAUGGAAAGUGAACGAAUUAACUAUUUAAUAUAUUUGAGAUAAUAUGAUUAAUUAAAUUUAUCGCAAUCUCAUAAUAUUUCAGACUUAUUGCACACACUUUCUAAUUGUGGUAUUGUUGAACACAUAUGUUCCGCUACCGUAGCGCGUCCGAACGUUUGGGCGUAUCAAAUUCGAUGAUGUGUUUAGGCCAUAAGAGUGCAUAAUUUUGCAUUGAAUCUGUUAUAGACAAAAUAGUUCAUAUUAUUAAGUCAUCCAAUGAGUUGCCGGGAUUUCUUUCAAGCAUAUUUUAAUGUUACAUUGAGACCAUAUUCAUAGAUUAAUUUGUUAUUAAAUUAUGCUAUUAUUGCGCAAAUUAUUAGUUUUAAUGUGGUGUUGUAAUAAUUAACUCUAAUUAAUACUGGACUAGCCAGCCAUUCUAAUUAAUCAAAGCUAUUACUUGGCAGAUUACUUAUAAUAUAUUUUAGCAAAACUCGACACAAUCUCACUGAAACACAACUGAGCGAAAACUAUGCCUUAUAUACGCGUAGGCAGAGUUUUGCUUCAGUUGUUUUAUGUACGUCAAUGGUAGAUGGUACAUGCAUAUGUGUACCGAAAAAAACACUUUCUUGAAAAUAAUUAUGAAUGGGGCAAAAUUAGUUUGUUAUAAUGCCACUUGGUAUUCUAGUCAUGGCAAAUGUAGGUUGGCCCAAGGUGCACUUACAUUGAAUAAUAAUAAUUUAUGUGAAAGCUAUUAAUAUACACAUAUUUUGUAUGUUGUAUUGUGGGGGAUAUUAUCUUGAUGUCAUUAGAUGUAGAGAUAAAAACAAAUAAAAUUAGUUGACAAAAUUUGCAAAUAUAUUUUGUAAUAUUUAACUUUAAAUCAUCUAGUCUUAUUUGAUUCACUGAUUUUAGUAAAAUUACCACUAUUAUUAAGCUUCUAAUAUUUAUAUAAACUGAUGUUUUAAUUUGUUUAGUCAAUUAGAUAUAAGUUACUGUAGCAUUUAAUAUUGGGUAGCGACACUGGUACUUCACAUCCUGCCCUUCCUCGGAUAAUAAUUGUAAAAUAUUUUUAUAAUUACUGGUUUGUUAACCAGAUGAUUUAGUUUGUAAGUUUUUAUUUAGCAUGUAAGAUGGUUUAUGAUAUUUCGUAUGUAAAGGCUUCAUACAAUGUAAGAGGUUACUUUAAUUUAUUAAAAAAAAACAUUCCAUAUUAUUUCUUGUGUGACAAUGCAAUUAAAGAUUUUAUUGAAAAUGAUUUAUUUUAAUUUAUUACUCAUGUGAAACAUGAAUUCUAUUUUAGUGUUUGUACAAUUUUUUUAAAUGAUAUGUGGAAAUAAAUACAUAAAAUGAAA